UUGAAUAAUGGCUUAUUAUUUUCUUUUAAUUCUAUUCAUAUAUUUUAAUUCUUUUUUAAAUUUAUCUAUAUAAUUAUUUUCUCUCUUCAUUUAUUAUUAAUAUUCACUUUUUUUUAAAAAAAUUUCUCUUUCUCUUUAAUGCAAUUCUAUUAAAAUAGAGGAGUAUAAGGUACAACUUUCAUAGCAAGAAGGAACUUUGUUUUUUUACCGGGCAGUGAAAUUAAACCAUUAUCCCACAAGUGGAAGGGAAAGCAUUCGAUGAUUUGGACACUAGACCAUCAAAUUUAAAUCAAAUAAUCAAAGAUAAAUUAAAAGCAAGAAAAAGACUCAUAAAUAGACUUAAUAAUUUAUAAAGGUUUCUCAAGAGACUGACAGUUAAUAAUUUGUAUGUGUUUUCCAAUAUAUAUUUUUUGAUGGAAGUGAAAAUAUAAAUGGAUAAUUGAUGAAUUAGAUAAAUUCUAGGUGGACUUUAACUCAUAAAAAUAAAUAUUUAGUUGAAUUAAAAGAAAAUUAAAACAGUAGAGUAGAGUUUUGAGGGAGUAAAAAAUAAGUGAGCAAUAGAUAAACGACACGUACGAAAAGCAAGAAAAAUCCAGGAAAAAGGGAAAGGAAAGCAAAGAAAAAUCUAAAUUCAGGAAAAAAAAAAAAAAAAAACAAGCUAAACGGAUUGGAUUGGGAAGCGUGAAAAUCGCCAACUUUAACCUGAUUUCUAUUCAAAAAAAGAAGAUUCCCACGCAUAUUCUCCUUCAAUCUCGCCUCUUUCUCAUCAUCUGUUCUUUCUACCUCUAUCCUCUAUUUCUCGCCCACCGUAUGCUUUUCAUUCUUCCAUUUUAAUCUUUUCUGAAUUUUUUUUUAUAUUUUGAUUUUCUCUUUGCCCAAUUAUUCGCUUCCACCCCAAAUCUUAUCCUUCCUUUUUUAUUUUUAAUUAAACUUUAUUGUAUUUAUAAUCUCUAAAUCAAUCAUAUUAUUCCAUUGAUCUUCAUUGCUUUCUUCUUCUACAACCACCCCUUUGCUUUUUGAUCCACCAAAACUAUUAAAUAAAUCCCAGUUUCUUUUAAAAUUAAAAUUAAAAAAAUGUCUUCCGUUUUUCUAUCCGAAGCUGAGCAGUUCCAAUUGCUCCAAAAACUCAACGUUUUCCGCAUCCAUGGCCGUGAUAAACAUGGUCGUAAAAUUCUCACCAUCCUCGCCAAAUUCUUCCCAGCUCGAAUUAGCGUGGAUGUGGUCAAGAAAUACUUGCAGGAAAAGAUAUACCCAAAAUUGCUGAAAAAAGGGGUAUUCUCUGUUCUUUACAUCCACACUGGUGUUGAUAGAGGACAGAAUUUCCCUGGAAUCUCAGCUCUCCGAUCUAUUUUCGAUGAUAUCCCACCAUCCGUUCAAAGCAAUCUUGAAACUGUUUAUUUUCUUCACCCUGGUCUACAGUCUCGCCUCUUUCUGGCCACCUUUGGUCGACUCUUCAUCUCCUCUGGGUUUUAUGGUAAGGUGAAGUAUCUAAAUAGGGUGGAUUUUCUGUGGGAAAACAUAAGGAGGAAUGCGAUUGAGAUACCAGAGUACGUGUACGAUCAUGAUGAAGAUCUGGAGUAUUGUCCAAUGAUGGAUUAUGGAUUGGAGAGUGAUCAUCCGAGGGUGUAUGGUGCACCCUCAUCGGAUUCCCUUGUGGCCACUUAUUCAAUGCGCUGCAUUUCAUAGUUGCGACCAAAUAAUGGAUGGAUAAUUUUGUGUUGUUUAAUAGGGUUUUAAUGUGGGAAUUUUAUGUUUCGUAGAUUUCUAGUACUUUCUUUCUGUUCUGUCCUUGCUUUUUUUUGAGCCAAAAAGGAGAAAAUUUGUCCCAAAAAUAAGUGCUGUGAUUUUAUGUAAAUAUUUUUUUGGGGGAGAUUAUAGUGUUUGCAUAAUGAAUUAAAUAUUUUAUGGCCUUGUUUGAUAAGCAGGAAUGAAAAAUUAAAAAGUACUUUCCCCCUUUUUUU
Molecule: messenger RNA, 1961 nt
Organism: Amaranthus tricolor (Joseph's coat)
Lineage: Eukaryota; Viridiplantae; Streptophyta; Magnoliopsida; Caryophyllales; Amaranthaceae
Exons: 3
Coding region: 1075-1686 (203 amino acids)
Source: RefSeq, a predicted model, not a curated record